UCCCUGGAAUUUGGGGAGUGUUCAGAAUGAGGAGCUGGGUUUCGUCCCUUGUGCCCAUCGUUAGUAAUGACCGACAGGCCAUUCAUACAGAACCGUUCUUCCCCAAAGAUCCCAUAGCUGCCCACUCUGAGCACCAGUGAAAUGCAGCCACCUCUGGGGUGGAGGGCACCAGAUAAACUACAGAUCCCAGAAUCCUCCAGUGCCCAACUCCUGCAGUGGCGUCUCCAGCUUGGGAGGGACGGAGCGGGAGAGAUGAGGAUGGAAGGAGGGGAGGAAACGCAGGCUCCAGAGAGGGUUUCGUUGACCUGGGAGAGCCACCCGCCGCAGCCCGCAAACAGCAGCCGGGCCAAGUGGGUCCGGCUGAACGUCGGGGGCACGGUUUUCCUCACCACCAGGCAGACCUUGUGCCGGGAGCAGAAAUCGUUCCUCUGCCGCUUGUGCCAGGGGGAGGAGCUGCAGUCAGCCCGGGAUGAGACUGGUGCAUACCUUAUAGACCGGGACCCCACAUAUUUUGGACCUAUCCUGAAUUUCCUCCGUCAUGGCAAGCUGGUACUGAAUAAAGACAUUGCUGAGGAGGGGGUUCUAGAAGAAGCUGAAUUCUAUAACAUCGGCCCUUUAAUCAGAAUAAUCAAGGACAGACUGGAGGAGAAGAACUACACCAUAACACAGGUGCCUCCGAAGCAUGUGUACCGGGUGCUGCAGUGCCAGGAAGAAGAGCUCACUCAGAUGGUUUCCACUAUGUCAGAUGGAUGGCGCUUUGAGCAGCUGGUGAAUAUCGGGUCAUCCUAUAACUAUGGGAAUGAGGACCAGACAGAGUUCCUGUGUGUGGUCUCCAAAGAGCUGUACAACUCACCCAAUGGCCUGAGCUCUGAGCCUAGCCACAAAGCCAAGAGCACAGAGGAGGAUCCAGAGGAGGAAGAGCAGGAGGAGGAGGAGGCAGAGGAGAAAGGUGCAUCAAAUCCCUGAGGAAAAUGAUAAUAAUAAAAACCCAACCAUAAAGCCAUCCGUUCCCGUCUGGUGAGAGUCCACACAGCUAGUGUCAGGGAAGCACUAGGGAAGGGGCUGAGGGAACCACUCCAGGGACCAGGGGAUGCAGUGGGGCUGAGGUCACAGUGGUAGAGGUGGGAGAUCUAUUGCACAUGGCUGCUACUUUAUAUUUAACUUUUUAUUUUUUUUAUUUUUAUUUGCAGCAAAUUAAUCUACUCGGGAUUCUGCUAAUUCUUUCUCCUGUCCAGAUUCCCUCUCCUGCUCCCUUCCCACCCAUGGGGUUCUUGUCACUGCUCUACUACUUCCUCCCUUCCACACAGUUCUUUCCCAAAGAAUCCCUCCCUCCACUCCCCUCUUCCCUCACUCUCUCUCCUCGUGCACCUGGUUUCCUGCCUCCCCUCUCACCUUCCACUUCUGGGGUCCUGUGUGCUCCCUGUUCAGGCUCCUGUCUCCUCCUGCUCCUCACUCUUCCUCCUCUGCAGGAUGGUACCUGUCUGCACUCUCAGAUAUGACUCUGAGAUCUGCAUGAGUGACUCUCAUCUCCUCCCCUCUUAUGGAUCUGGCCCUGGUUUGUAGGUCUUUGGUGGGGGCAGGGAGUGGUUGAUUCUUUCCUUACUCUGUGCUUUUCUGAUUCUCUUUGUGUGUGUCUUACUUUUUAAGCAGGCCUUACAGUUCGGGACUAGAGGCUCUGGUAGCAGAAGGAAGAGCAAAGCUGUGAGACAUUGAGAGGGAUGGGAACAAGGGGAAGGAAGAUAGAUGGGGAGCUGGGGAGAAUGCUGUAGUUCUGCCUGGCAUAUGUGCACAGAGGACUUUUCCCCAGAAGCUGCUGUUUAAUCCUCCUCUUGAUAGAUGAAAGAAUAUUUUGCAUGAGGAUUUUCAUAUAUUUCCCUGCCUUUAAAAGCCACCUUUGCCAGGUGGGCGUUUCCCAGCAGAUUCUGACAGGGUAAGCAUUCUGGGGAUGAAAAUAGAAACUAGGCAGCUCUGUGUGAAGUGUGCCCCAAUUUUUGGCAGAGAGAGACAGAACUUGGGCUCACUGCCCUAGUUGUGUGGUGAAGGGGGUGAGGAGGCCUGAGGAAGGGGCCUUGCUUCUAUUUUUUUAGGGCGUUUACAGGAUUUGUGCUAAAUUGGGGGUUCUUGAACCCCUCUUCCCACACUCCUUAGAUUAGGGGGAGUCAUUCAUUCUCUGGUAUUUGUCAGGCUCUCUCCAUCCCUCUGUUUAGGGGUCUCUCUGCCCUUAGCUGUGGGGCCUGAGUAUUAUACUGAGUCAGUAUAUUUUACUCACAUGGAUUUUCCUUCCUCUCUCUUUCUCUCCCUCCCUCCUUUUUCAUGUCUCUUUCUUUUCUGUUCUCUCAUCUCCUGUCACUUUGCUUUUCCUCUUCCUCUCGAUUUGUGUUGCUCUCCCUCUCUCCUCCAUGCUUGAUUUCUCUCUGCCUUUGGUUUUGUUCUUUGUCUCUCUCUCGUUUUCUAGUUGUUACAAGCCAGAGGCCUCAGGAUGUGAUACCGACGAUCAACUCCAGCCUUUUAAUUUCCAUUUAAAAUCUUUAUUUUUGUACUGUAGUAUAUGGCAGCCCUCUGGGGGAAAGCGUCGCAGCGACUCCACUCCUCACCCUCAACUUGUUGUCUUUGUUUUUAAAGUUCUGUUUUGGAAUAUCGUUUCUGAAGCUCACGCUCGCAUCCCCCCUGAGAAAGGGAGAUACCCCCACCUGUGUGUCUGACUUGCUGCAGGGGAUGUAAUCCACACCCUGCAAUCUCCCCAGGCCCACAGGAUUCCCCUUCCUUAGGGUCACAGUCAGUGCUUAAUUUGUGCCAGGGCUGAGCCCCAGCAUCUCUAGGCUUGGCAGUUCAUAGCCCCGGCACCUCUGGAUUUGCCGCAUCAGUUUUGAAAGUAAAUGAUUGCUUGAGCCCUGGCACCUUUUUCACUAUAAAUUAAGCACUGGUCACAGUGACCCCUGCUGGGAGGGACAGAACUCAGCAGCUACACGCUUCCUUCCUACCCCGACCUGCUGACUAGAUUCAGGCCUGUGUGUCUGAUUCACUGUCAGAGCCACUAUUGGGGAGGGCAGUUGAGCUCUGCUUGUCACCCAGGGGGCAAAUGGGGAAUCCCUGCCUCUCUCCGCAUAGCCUCUGUGCUUAGCACAAGGAGUGAAGGGGCAGCCUUGAUCCUUUGCUGGGUAAUACACACACAGAGGCCCCGCGGGGAGAGAUUUAAUUUCAAUGGGGGUGAAAGAGGCAGGAGUACGGCAUGGCAUACCUAGCUUCUGAUGUAGCUUCUGACUGUUCUUGGAAGGAGAUGCCUGCCAGGGCUUCUGGGCAUGGGGUGUUUCUGCGAUGUCUGAGGAUGCUGUGUUAUAACUCCUGAAUAAAUGUCACUGUCCAUUA
Molecule: messenger RNA, 3366 nt
Organism: Dermochelys coriacea (leatherback sea turtle)
Lineage: Eukaryota; Metazoa; Chordata; Testudines; Dermochelyidae
Gene: KCTD17
Product: potassium channel tetramerization domain containing 17
Exons: 6
Coding region: 142-966 (274 amino acids)
Biological process (GO): proteasome-mediated ubiquitin-dependent protein catabolic process; protein homooligomerization
Cellular component (GO): cytoplasm; Cul3-RING ubiquitin ligase complex
Molecular function (GO): cullin family protein binding
Source: RefSeq, a predicted model, not a curated record